AUGUUUAAUGACCAGAAAGUUUUAGUUGACAUUUACAUCCCAAGAAAAUGUUCUGCCACAUCGAGGCUUAUCCCGGCUAAGGAACAUGGUGCUGUUCAAAUUAAUGUUGGAAUGGUUAAUAAGAAUGGAGUAUUCACUGGAGAAACUGAAACCUUUGCCAUUGCUGGUCACGUCAGACAGAAGGGAGAAUCAGAUGCUUGUUUGAAUCGACUCCUCCAUGAAAAGAAAAUGUUAUCCUUCUCGAACUAA
Plasmodium gonderi is the source of this 249-nucleotide messenger RNA. Its product is annotated as 40S ribosomal protein S21. Gene Ontology annotation, biological process: endonucleolytic cleavage to generate mature 3'-end of SSU-rRNA from (SSU-rRNA, 5.8S rRNA, LSU-rRNA); translation; endonucleolytic cleavage in ITS1 to separate SSU-rRNA from 5.8S rRNA and LSU-rRNA from tricistronic rRNA transcript (SSU-rRNA, 5.8S rRNA, LSU-rRNA). Gene Ontology annotation, molecular function: structural constituent of ribosome. The coding region runs from base 1 to 249 and encodes 82 amino acids. Lineage: Eukaryota; Apicomplexa; Aconoidasida; Haemosporida; Plasmodiidae. Gene Ontology annotation, cellular component: ribosome; cytosolic small ribosomal subunit. The transcript has 2 exons. The record is from RefSeq and is a predicted model, not a curated record.